AUGAACUCCACCCUUAGUGCCAAUAGACCAUAUUCCAUCAUCAAUAAAGAGCUUGAUUUCAAGUCCCCCGCUUCACCCAGCAUUCCUGACAAUUACGAUGCCACAAAAUACCGUCGCUGGGUCCGAUUAGGUCCAUCUCCAGCCGACUCCAAGAAUAAAAUAUCGGUAAUGUCAUAUAAUUUGUUGUCAAGACAUUACACGUGGCAUGAGGUUUUUGGAUACUUGGAACAACAAUACUUAGACUGGCCCAAUUAUAGGUUCCCACUUAUAAAUAUGACCAUUUCCCAAUUCAAAUGUGACAUAAUGUGCUUUCAAGAAAUGGAAUAUUACGUAUAUGACAAGUAUUGGUCCAAGAACUUCCCUGAUAGUAAUUACAAGAGCUUCUUUGUUAAGAAAUCAUUACCAGGUUAUUGGGGAGGUAAAUCCAACGAUUUCAUAGACGGUGUUGGUGUGUUUGUAAAUACCAAACGAUUUGAUGUUGUCGAAACCAAAGAGAUAAAUUUUGGUGAACAUGUUUUGGAAAACAAAUCCCAAUAUCAAAUGACCGAGGAUUUAAUUGCUCGGUUAAUCCCUAGAAAUACAGUUGCAUUAAUUUUGAAGCUACAUGACAAAAUAGCUGACAAGACGGUAUAUGUCGCCAACACCCAUUUGUACUGGUCGCCACAAUAUAAUGACGUCAAAGCAUUACAAACCAAACUAUUAUUGAAUGAAUUACGUGAUUAUGUCGACGGUAACGAUUUGACAAAAGCUCAUAUAAUAGUCAUGGGAGAUUUAAAUUCAAAUUUGAAGUCUGACGUGUUUAAAUUGUUAAGUACAGACGGAAUAGAUGUUAAGGAAUCUCCUGAAUUCUCCGGUCACGAUUAUGGAGUUAACAACCCAUUGAUUGACGAGAAUGGAAUAAUAGACAAUCCAUUUGAAUUCGCUAACAUCUACGACUGUUUAAUAAAAACAGAGAAGUUGAAUUUCACAAGUUACACGUCGAGUUUGACCGAUGUUUUAGAUCACAUAUUCAUAACCAAGAACGGGUUUGACAUAGUUAAAGUUUUAAGUGAAGUUGAUGAAAAGUAUUGUUCCAAUUGUCCGAUCAAGGGAUUCCCCAACAAGCAAUUCCCGUCGGAUCACAUCCCAUUGGUUGCUGAAAUCAACUACACCUAA
Messenger RNA from Spathaspora passalidarum NRRL Y-27907, 1155 nucleotides. RefSeq names its product glucose-repressible alcohol dehydrogenase transcriptional effector (gene CCR4-NOT). Gene Ontology annotation, cellular component: cytoplasm; CCR4-NOT complex; nucleus. The record is from RefSeq and is a predicted model, not a curated record. Gene Ontology annotation, molecular function: poly(A)-specific ribonuclease activity. Gene Ontology annotation, biological process: nuclear-transcribed mRNA poly(A) tail shortening. NCBI's taxonomy places the organism in Eukaryota, Fungi, Ascomycota, Pichiomycetes, Serinales, Debaryomycetaceae. Bases 1 to 1155 code for a protein of 384 amino acids. The transcript has a single exon.